Messenger RNA from Onthophagus taurus, 682 nucleotides. RefSeq names its product basic phospholipase A2 homolog 1. The record is from RefSeq and is a predicted model, not a curated record. Gene Ontology annotation, biological process: lipid catabolic process; phospholipid metabolic process; arachidonate secretion. NCBI's taxonomy places the organism in Eukaryota, Metazoa, Arthropoda, Insecta, Coleoptera, Scarabaeidae. Gene Ontology annotation, molecular function: A2-type glycerophospholipase activity; calcium ion binding.
AUCUUCUUUGAUUUGUACUAUGAAAAUUGAUAGAUUGUUUUGGAUAAUUUUUCUUUGCGACUUUGUGAAUUUUUCCUUAAGUUAUUCAAUUGAUUUAAAUACCACAAUUUAUAAAAGCUACGCUUACAAUCCAUUUGGAGAAUCAAAAAUUCUCGGAAAUACAAAUUUGAAGCAAAAACGAAACGUUCUUAAUUUAUACAACAUGAUUUCUUGUUCGACCGGAUGUAAUCCUUUGAUUUAUAAAGGUUAUGGUUGUUUUUGUGGAUUCUUAGGAUCGGGACAACCUGUUGAUGGUGUUGAUAAGUGUUGCAAAGAACACGAUUGGUGUUAUAACGUAGCUAAUUGUCCGUACUCUUUAGAAUAUUUUAUUCCGUAUUAUUGGACGUGUUUAAAUAACAACCCACAUUGCUCGAUUGAUCAUGGUUUUUUUGGUGGAAAAGAUUCGUGUUCUUACAGACUUUGUCAAUGCGAUCGAAUACUUUCAAAUUGUUUAAAACGUUACAAUUGUCCCGCGAAACGAGCAAUUUGUGAGACCUCAACGUUUCGAUUUAUUCAAAAUGUGUUAAUGAAUUUCUAAGUUAAUUUUUAUUACGUUAUUGUUGUUGUUACGUGAAAAACAUAGGAUAAGCAGAUUUUGAUUUAGUGUUAUUACAAAAAAAUACAAAAAGGUUUUUCCUUUUAA